This is a messenger RNA of Sclerotinia sclerotiorum 1980 UF-70, 1383 nucleotides long. RefSeq lists its product as hypothetical. The transcript has 2 exons. The coding region runs from base 1 to 1383 and encodes 460 amino acids. Gene Ontology annotation, cellular component: catalytic step 2 spliceosome. The record is from RefSeq and is a predicted model, not a curated record. Lineage: Eukaryota; Fungi; Ascomycota; Leotiomycetes; Helotiales; Sclerotiniaceae.
AUGGAUUUGGUACCAUCAAAAUCAAAAUCAACAUCAUCAACCUCGACCGCCCUCACAAAACGCGCAAAUGAGACUGCUUUAAUGCCGCCACCCCCAAAACGCAUCAAACGACCAAAGAAUGUUAUCGAUGAAGACGCAUAUACAGAUGCCAUAUCAGAAAUCAUUGCUCGAGAUUUCUUUCCAGGACUACUCGAAACGGAAACAAAACAAGAAUAUUUGGAUGCGCUUGACUCAAAGGAUGGAGCAUGGAUUACAAGUGCCGAACGCAGGCUUCGACAUGUUAUGACUCCUGGCAGACGUAUUGGAAGACGUGGCACAUCUAUUCAGACACCAUCCGGACCUUCUGAAACACCUGGAGGAAUAGUUGGAGAUACCCCAAUGUCUGUCGCUUCUGAUGCAACUCAGGCUCCCAAAGUGGAAGUGGAUACAAAUAUGAGCCUCACCAAGUUCCAAUCAUUAUAUACUAGCGAGGACAACGAAAGCUUCUAUAAAUUAUUAGACAAGCAAAAUAAGAAACGAGCGGAAAAGUAUGCUUGGAUGUGGACAGGGAAUAAAGUUCCAUCGAAGAUGAUGCUAAAGCAGAAAGAGAUUGAAAUGAAGCUUCUGCAAUCACGAGAAUCGCUGGAAGAUGAUGGGGGAAGAAGGGAUAGACUCGCAAUCCAAAAUGUGGCGGAAAGGCCAGCCCAACCGGAUUCCUGGAGAUCCCAGCCAAAUAAUGGAUUAAUGUUUCGACCUGACAGCGUAGAAGAUUCUGUCGAAACUGUGGCACAAAGAGCACAAAAUGAGUCAAGGGCUGCUCCGAAAAGUGUUGCAUAUGCCAACACAAGGCUACCGGAUCUUGCACUUCAAGAGGAAGCCACCAUACCUUCUUCUCCGUCAAUGUCUGCCGUAAGAGAUGCGAUAGCUGGAAGACGUCGAGUUGAGGACUCGGAAUCUGGAUUUAAUGGAAGCGAAACUCCACGUGUAAAUGGGUAUGCAUUUGUGGAUGAUGAACCAGAGGAUGAAUCAUAUACACCUUCUCCGAUCAUCGAUCUCGGGCCGGGCGAAACAACCAAAAAUCCAUUCGUAAUCAAGGAGCAAAGCAGGCGAGAGGAUUUACAUCACAGGAUGGUUGAUAAAACCGCUAGAAGUAAACGCACUUCUGCGAAAAACGGCAUGACAGGCAAGGUUGAUGCGACCCCUGUGCCCAAAUUUCCCAGCAGUCCUAGAGUGGGCUCGGGAGGUCUGACGCCAGCUGCUGAACGGUUAUGGAGUCGAGUUGGUGGUUCAGGCAAGGGUGCUAAUGAUACUUUCGGUAUCAGAACACCAGGGACUAGAGUGUUUAACGGUCAGGUUUCGCAUAGGUAUGCACCGUAUGUGAAUUUUGUAGGGGAGCUAGAUUAA